UAUGAGGCGAUACUCAUUUGCAUAUCCUUGCUAUAGGAAUUGGCACUGUUGUUGGAAAGGGCGAAGAAAUUAUGUUUAAAAUGUCUCACAUAUAAACAUACUAUGAGCUGAACAAUUGUGUGCGGUCGGAUUUUAAAGGAAGUUGUUAAAAUGAGCGGUUUUGUUGGAGAUUUAAGUGAGAAGCAAUCAAAAGCUUUGGAUGAGCUUCAAUCUAGACUGAAUGGAGUUGAAUUUCCAGAACCAGAAAAUGAUGAUCGUGAUGCUUACCUUUUAAAAUGGCUCAGGGCUCGACAAUUUGAUGUUGAUAAAGCUGAAUUUAUGUUAAAAAAUCAUCUGUCUUUCAGGGAAAAAUGGAAUGUGCAAUCAUUGAUAGACAACUGGCAUCCACCCGAGGUGCUGGACAAAUACAUGGUCGGUGGCUUGUGUGGCUUUGACAAAGAUGGUGCACCUGUUUGGUAUGAACCAUUUGGUUACUUUGACCCGAAGGGUUUGGUUCUGUCGACUACAGGAAAUGACCUCACGAAGAUGAAGAUCAAAAUAUGUGAAGAAAUUCUCUCUCAACUCAGGGCACAGACAAAGAAGUUAGGCAAAAGGAUAGACAGAUUUGUGAUUGUGUUUGACUUGGAGAAAGCUGGUCUUUCUCACAUCUGGAAGCCGUUCAUUGACCGGUACAACCUCAUUCUGCAAGUAUUUGAAGCCCAUUAUCCGGAAAUGCUUAAGAAGACCUUCGUUAUAAAUGCUCCAGCCUUCUUUUCAAUCGGAUUCAACUUGAUCAAAAAGUUCCUUAGUGAGGAAACCAAGAAUAAAGUCUCGGUGCUUGGAGGAAACUACAAGGAUGUAUUGAUAGAGGCUAUAGGUAAAGACUUGCCAGCUCAUUUUGGGGGAACGGCGUGUGACCCUGAUGGUGACCCUCGCUGUGUGUCAAAGAUUCGAUUCGGUGGAAAGGUGCCUGAAUCGUACUACCUCAAGAAUGAAUUCAUGCAUGAGGGCAGACUAACAGAGGUCUUCAUAGGUCAUGGGUCAAAGCUUGAACUUACGUAUGAGGUCAAGGAGAAAGACCAUGUACUCAAGUGGGAGUUUAUGACAAGGCAUAACAACAUUGGUUUUGGAGUAUUUUACAAGCCAUCUCCUGAUACCAGCAGAGAUCAAUGGGAAGAAGUGGUUGAGAAGAUGAGAUGCUCCUGCCAUCUUGUACCAGAGAUUGGAGGAUAUUCAUGUGAUAAGCUAGGAACAUAUAUCGUCCAGUUUGACAACAGCUUCAGCUGGGUGAGGGGCAAGAAGGUCUUUUACCUCAUAGAUUUGCAGAAGGAAGAAGAUCAUGAGAGCUAGAACACCUCAAGUCAAUCAUUGCCAUUAUAUGGUAAUGUAUUUUCCAUGUACAUCAAGAGAGAGAGGAUUGUGUUCGAAACCAUUUGAACAUCAUCUCAGGAGUGUAAUAAGGUCUCGUGACCAUUUUGGACCAAUAUGUGAUAAGAUUAAUACCUCCAACCUGAUAUUUAAAGGGGAAGUUCACGCAGACAGGAAGUUGGUUUUCAAAGGCAUGAAUAAGAGAGAAGGAUGUUGGGAAAGGUGUCAUGAAUCUUAAUAAAACAAAUUUAGAGAAAUAUGAAUUUUGAAAGUUGUAUAAUCUCAUUUUUGAUGGUUCAUGAUUACUGAAAAUAAUUCUCUCAUAGUUGUGAGAAGGGUAUAAUUAGUCUGAUGAAAAAAAUUAAUGCACAGGUAAAACCAUUUUCAAUUUCCAUAUAAAUUUGCAUUUUAUUAAAUUUUUAUCAUAUGACUUUAGCUGAUGAAACACAGUAAUUUUUUUUUUUUAUUCCAUCAUUUAGCUAUUCUUUUAUCGUCACUGUUCACCUUACAUGUACCUUUAUUAUUGUGGGGUUUUUUUCUUUCAAAAUAAACCAACUUCAGAACUGGAUGAAUUUUUCAUUUUAUACUAUGGUGCAUUAAAUCUGUAGAAUACAAUAUGUAGUAUGACAGUCCAAUAGUGAAUGUAUUUUAUGAUAUAUAUUAUUCCCUUUUGCUUGUACAAAUAUUUUUUUCCCAACAUGACAUUUAUGUAAUAAGUCAAGACCAAGAUAUAAUUAUUUUAUACUCAUUCAUUUUUUGCAAUUUUAUGAUUCGUUUUCAUCCAAGUACAUGCGUUCUGUAUUCCCUUUUCUUUGUACAUUUUUUUAAUGUGAUAUUUGUAACAGAGAAGCUAACUUUUAAGAAAUGGUUCAUAUUUUUAAAAUAUUCUGUGUGAUGCAUCUAUUUUUUGCUGCCUGGUAUUGAUACGUGUAAGUGAUAUUCCAUUUUCCUAGCACAAAAAUGUUUUUCUUUCAAUAUUAAAAUACAGUAGUCAUGCUGAACUUGUAGAAGCACUUGUACAUGUAAUUUGUUUAUCAAUUCCAUGUAAUUUAUAUACAUAUAUAUGUAUAUAUAUAUUUUGCUGCCAAAUUAAUUCCUCGGUUUCUGAUUGCUACGUGCGAGUACAUUUGAACCAAACUGUAACCACUCUUUAUUGAUAUAAGCUUCAUAUAUUCAUCUAAUUUAUAAGAUGAAAAUAGUGGUGGGUCCAGUUCUGCUCCAUUGUGAUUUUUGGUAGUCUCAUAUAGCAAACUUCUCUGUGUUUAAAGUCUUUGUGGAGGUUGACUAUAUUGUGAGAAACGCUGAGGAAUGAUACAGAUUUGCAAUGGCAGGUAAUUGCAAUUCAAUUGUUUUUCUUAGUUCUCUUGCGGUGUCUUUAAGAGGUUUUCAGUACUACAUGUAGCUAGCUCCUAAUCUUGGUUUGAUGUCUCCUCUGAUCAAUUUUGGAGAGAUAAAAAAGCCUUCAAGCGUAAGGAGAGCAAUACUGAUCAUCUUGGUUGAAGGAACUAUAUGAAGCCUAGCGACAUUUCAAACACCUGAGCAUGCUUGAGGCACUAUACAUUCAGCUCACUGACCCUAUUCUAUACCAUCAGGAGGAUCAAAUGUGAUAUGCGCUAUACAAGAACAGCAUUAUUAUUAUUAUUUAUUAAGUAGACCAACUGCUUGUAGGUGAAUUGAAUGAACCGUCUAAAUCACUAAGCUGAUAAUACUUAACUGUGCCAUGUUUGUAGAAUAUUAUCCAUCAUGCUAGCCUUGAAAGAAACCGCUAGAAAGUAAAUCAGACAUAUCUUGAUGGUCUUCUAAUCUCUUAACUUCCUUUCUAUUUUGGGUACGAGAUCAUUACAAGCUGUGAGAAUAUGUACAUAAAUCGGUUCUACCUCAAAAGCUUAGUUGCCUGCAGAGAAUUUUCAAAGGUCUCCUAUUUAUGAUAAAACAUGCCAAUACUAUUCAUUUCAUGUGAAAUCAGCCAAAAUUUAUGACUUACGAAAAAAUGAAGCAAUUAAGUGUAUCUACAGAUAUUUACAUGUAUACAUGUAUAUGUAUAUCCCCAUCUGUUAUGCUAUCAUGCCUUUGUCCUUGAUAUAUAUAAAAAUGUCAUCCAGGUCAUUUUCAGGACUUAUUUUGAUCCAUGGAAUUAAUUUUUAUUCAUGUCCUUCCUAAAAUUUGGUAUGAACUUACAAAGUAAAACCGUAAAAGGGUAAAGUAUUAGCUGUUAUCUGCAAUCGAAAUUGAAAACUUCUUCCCGAAAUUUCAUUUACAAAACCAAUUUGUAUAGACUUAGUUAUAUCUUAUAAAUUGCCCUUUUAUGAAUGUAUUUUUUUGCAUAAAUCAUUUUACAUUUUCAAGUACUAUAUUGACUUGCGUGUACAUCAGACAGACAAGUUGUAUGCAUUGUUAGUGUAUGUUCUUAUAUAUUCUCAGCUGUCUUUGGUUGGUUUUAUAUGGAUACUCUCUUGCCCAAUUUGAGUGUUUGAUGUCUUCAGUGGCAGUCAUUUUGUUUGUGGUGCAUCUGUAAUUUUCUAUGAUGUUUAAAGUGUGAUAUGAUAUACAACUAUAUUUCAGGUGAUAUAAAUGUGUAGUUUCUUUUUUUUUAUUCCAUUAUGGACAGUACACUAUAUGCAUUUUAAUAAUCUGCAUAUGUCAGGUAAAGUUUAUAUAUAAAGACAAUCAGAAUUUAUUUGUGCAUAUUAAAUGUUUGUAUACAUGUAUAAAUGUCUGUGCACUUUUCAAUGGUAAAAUCCCUCAUUUAUUUUGGUUUGUUGUUUUGUUUCCUUUUGUUAUUUUUCAUAAGUUAUAUAGAAAGUGACAUUAAAAUGUGAAUUUUCUUUUUCUUUUUUUUUUUUACUUUUUUAUGUACUUGAUGCAACAAAAUAAUUAAGAUUUGUAGGGACCACCUCACCAAAGUGACACAUCACCAUUUCUUGUGCAUUUCAGCAUUUUUAUAUUAAACCAUCUUAUGGUAGAGCAUGACAGGAAAUCCCCAUGAAUCAGAAUAUUGUAGUUCAAGCUAUGCCAUAUGAAUGCCAAGUUACCAUAUUGAUUUCAUUGUAUAUUGGGCCUGGUUCAUAACCAUCUGGAACCAGGCCAAUGGAUACGUAUAUCAAAUGGGGCUGAAUUACUUAUUCAUCGGGCUACCUCACAAGCCCCCGUGAACUGAUUCCCACCAUAGUUUGAGUUUUUGAUAUUUAUAGCAGACUCCUUUGAGAACUAAUAUCCAAAAUGCUGAAAUGCACCUAAAAAUGUGAUGUCAUUGCUAUGGUUCUCAAAUAUACAUGUACAUGAUCUUUAUCUAAAAAAUGUGUAGAAUUAAGUCUUUCUGUAAUAGGCUUUAUACAACCUAGGGACCACACGAUUUGUAGUAGGCUAAAGUUUAAAAUGGUUAUUUGUGGUAUAUAUUAUUUUAUCCAUAUUGAUAUGCAGGUGCAUGAUAAUCAAAUUAAUUUUCUAAAGCUGCAAUUAAUGUAGAACUGAAUAUAUAUAAAAUCAAUUUAAUGGAAAUCAAAUGAACUUUAAAUGAUAUGCAGCUAAAAUUAUUCAUAGAGCAGCUUAGAUUGGAUGUGCAGUUGUAAUUCAAAUUGUAGAACAUUUGGUAUAAAUGUGGUUUAAAUGCAAUGUGGCAGCAGCAAUGAUGAUCCUGAACACUUGAGUUGAUUUAUAUGCUCACGAGAAGGUCGCCAUUCACUGUCCAUUUCGGUCAAUAUUUGUUUUUGAUUGGUCAAGCCCCCUGCAUACUGAACACGGUCCAGACUGCGGAACUAAUCUGUUCUGGUACAGUGUGUCAAAUUACUGUGG
Lytechinus variegatus (green sea urchin) is the source of this 5139-nucleotide messenger RNA. Its product is annotated as SEC14-like protein 2. The record is from RefSeq and is a predicted model, not a curated record. Gene Ontology annotation, cellular component: cytoplasm. Bases 151 to 1329 code for a protein of 392 amino acids. NCBI's taxonomy places the organism in Eukaryota, Metazoa, Echinodermata, Echinoidea, Temnopleuroida, Toxopneustidae. The transcript is spliced from 11 exons.